AUGGACCAGCCCAUGAUGACGUUUCUAGAUUGGAUGGAUAUGAAUCAGACCGGGCAGGCGACGAAGAAAGUGGAAGACCAGGAUGUAUGGGAAAUUCUGGAAUACGACUUUGGAGAAGAGAUUGCAUCAUCAGUCAAUCAGAAGGCAUACCAGGAAGUCCAAUGCCAGACAUCAGAAACAGCGAUGACGACUCCGACGGAAUCACUCCAUAUACCAUAUGGAUUGGAGAAGAUGAACAAUCUGACUACGGUAGCCCUUUCUAUGGAGGAAAUCGACCAGAUAAUGAGUACCCUAUAUAUGAGGUCGAAUGCAACGGAAGGACCAUUAAGUACGCUGUUGAACAAGGAGAGCCUUGGUUCUGUCUCGGAACAGAAGAAGAAAACGACUGGAACGAAUAUCUCUGGCGAACUGGAGAGUUAUGAAUACCUGGACUUAACAACCCAGAUGACACCUACAAUGAUGAUGAUGAUGACGGGUAUAUGUCAAGUCGGGGCCCCACUUCCAGAUGUGUUACCCCAUACUCCGACUGCAGCAGAGGUUGAAGAUUACCCCAUCAAUCCACAAAGCCCUACAGCCCAUCCAAUCGAAAAAGAAUGCCCACAGAAUGAAUUACUAACCAGUCCACGGAAAUACCCGGCUGAUGAAAUACAUCUGUUAGAGGAAGAAAAUCCAUGGAAAACAAUUAGUAAUGGAAGAGGUGAAGCACGAACAUCAGAGAAAAGAAAACGGGAUGGCAAAGAGGAAAAGGCUGCGAGUGGGGGACCAAUGACCGCCGCAGCGAAAAUGAGAGUGUAUAGGAGAAAGGAGAGGGAGAGAAAAGGAGAAAAAGGGAAGAAAUGGAAAAAGUUGUGGAAAGAGACGAGAAAGGA
This is a messenger RNA of Paraglomus occultum, 869 nucleotides long. The record is from the annotation of a GenBank genome assembly. Lineage: Eukaryota; Fungi; Glomeromycota; Glomeromycetes; Paraglomerales; Paraglomeraceae.